AUCAAGCCUUGUUGCUGAGCAGGAUGAUUGACGUCCGAGCAUGGGCAGAGUACGUGGUGGAGUGGGCUGCCAAAGACCCCUACGGCUUCCUCACCACUGUCAUACUGGCUCUUACCCCUCUCUUCAUCGCCAGCGCACUGCUGUCCUGGAAACUGGCCAAGAUGAUUGAAGCACGUGAUCGUGAGCAGAAGAAAAAACAAAAACGUCAGGAAAACAUCGCCAAGGCCAAGAGGACCAAGAAAGACUGAGUCUGCGAGGAGCUUGGAUGAGGGCGUUUGAACCUUUUAAAUAAUAUAUAGGAUGAGCAACCAUCGUGCUCACGGCCCUCCUCAUUCCAAAUACAGACACUGUGUCCCUCCUUGUCCCAGCCCCAAUGCCAACACAGGGCCACUGUUCCUCAUGUGCAGGGUAGAGGGGGAGGGAUGCUGCUCCCUCGGACUGCACAGUGCUGAGAUGGACAGUACUGCCCGCAGGAGGCUCGUCCCAGUGGGACUACGGUCAGCAAGAGCACCGUGGUAGUCUGUGUGAUGUUUUUUAUACAGAAAUCUGCUGUCAUAUUGUGCAGCUGUUGCAACACCUUGCAUUCCAUCAUGAGCAUCCCUGAUCUGCUGAAUUGACGAUGUGGGGAGAGUAGUGGAAACUUUUGCAACCAAAAUUACUACUUUCUUAUCAAUAAAGUUUUCAUGGUUGAUAAGAAAACCAGUUUUUCAUGUAUUUAAUCACAGUACGUCUUAUUUAAUGUACACAAAGUAUUUGCACCGUAACAUUCAUCCUUAGAGUAUUUAACUUACUUUUCUAUAGAUAUCUCCAGUUUGAUCCCAAUUGAAUUGAGUGAACUGAGGUCAAUAGUACAUCUGCAAAAACCCACUUUUUUUUAAAAUUGACAUCCACACAAGUCACAGGGAUGAAAAAAAUAGAAGAUAAAGGUGAAUCACAGAGCAAACAAGUAUUAAAGUUGGGAAAGACCAAGUGAGUGACAAAGAUGUCUGUUACGUUGUGAAGGGAUUAGAUAAUCAGACUUAAUUUUCAUUCAUAUUGAAGGUUUCAUAUAUUGGAUUAAUUUGUAUGAAGACAUUUCCAUUUUAUGUUCUGUAUUCAUUAAUACAAAAAUAAGUAACCUUCACUGUGACUGUCUCAUAACAUUCUGCUGUCCACAGGGAUGGAUGGUAGACUCAUAAAUGCUUGAGGACCUGUAAAUAAACAGGUAAUAUUAAUCAUUCUGAAUGAAGACGGGAGGAAAAAAGGUUCAGCAAAUUUAAUGAUUCCUUUUUCCGAUAACAUUUUUGAUUCUUCCAUUGCUUCAAAGAUCCCUCGAGAGAUUUUAGAAACGUGAGUAGAAGAACCGUGUUGUCAAUGGCAACAUAAAAGUUUAAUUUUUCUUUUUUUUUAGCAAGUAUUUGGCCUAUUGAACUUCCCUUAGCAAACCUAGCCAAUGUAAAAGCUGUACAUUGGCUAGGUUUGCUGUGGGAAGUUCAUUCGACAUGGUGGAAAAAAGUGUUGAUUAGGUGUAAACCCACUAAAACCAGCAACGAGAUGGCAUCAGCAUGUCAAGGACAACUUCAAGUUUAGUCCGAAGAACCUCAAGUACAUUCAAUAAGUAUUCAGAAAUGUUCAUGUUUUACAAACUCCUUUUUCGCAAAAUGUAGAACCCCAAAUUUCUUUAAAAAAUUCUGCAUAAGUAUCACUUCAUGCAAAUGUGAUUUUAGCUCACUCUAAGCUAACUGGCAUUGCAUUAAUACAGGCCUUGCUGUCAUUUUCUGUUUACUUAUGGGUCUCAGCCUAAUGUUCUACCCCCCUGUGGACAAAUUCGGAACAGUUAUCACUGUCAUUUACUUUUCCUUUUAUGAUUCUGACACAAUGCAAUGUCAUCCUGCAGGCCGAAGUCAGCCUACAGGCCGUAUGUUUGACACCGCUGAUCUCUAUUCCUAACCACUGGCUUUGAAGAAAUCUCUAUAAUAAAGAGCAACAGAACUUUAAUCACAAUUUAUUAUAUUUCAUAAACAUUUUUGCCAUCCUGACACAUGCUGUUGCACUCAGUGAUGUAACCAUUCACAUUUUCAUUUUUCUUUAUGCACACACACACAAAAUUCAGGUGACUGAAAACUGCUGUCUGCCUUAAGAUGAGUAAAUGAUAUUGUCCUGUAUGUGUAUGACACAGACAUAGAA
Molecule: messenger RNA, 2166 nt
Organism: Salarias fasciatus (jewelled blenny)
Lineage: Eukaryota; Metazoa; Chordata; Actinopteri; Blenniiformes; Blenniidae
Gene: smim15
Product: small integral membrane protein 15
Exons: 1
Coding region: 24-248 (74 amino acids)
Source: RefSeq, a predicted model, not a curated record